Messenger RNA from Cavia porcellus (domestic guinea pig), 870 nucleotides. RefSeq names its product C-C motif chemokine 4. The record is from RefSeq and is a predicted model, not a curated record. Gene Ontology annotation, biological process: immune response. Gene Ontology annotation, molecular function: chemokine activity. Bases 294 to 578 code for a protein of 94 amino acids. The transcript has 3 exons. NCBI's taxonomy places the organism in Eukaryota, Metazoa, Chordata, Mammalia, Rodentia, Caviidae. Gene Ontology annotation, cellular component: extracellular region.
GGAGGCUCUCUUCUUUUUCUUCCAUGAUGACAUCGUUCUGAGGAAGAGAAACUCUAAGGAACAUUUUGCUUUCAGCUAGCUGAACUUUCCUUAUUAGUACCAUGAUAUCAUUGCUACCAUGGAAAUUCCCCCUCAUUUUUCUGUGCUCUAACCUCAGUCCUAGGCUUCAGAGUCUCUAUAAAAAGGGAUUCCAAACUCAAAUCAGCAGCAGACAAGGGCUCUGAAGCUUCUGAGCUCUGCAGUCUCAGCUCCACUAAGCUUCUGAACUCUGCAUUCUUGGCUCUACCUGGACCAUGAAAUUCUACGUGACUGUCCUCUCUCUCCUUGUGAUUGGGGCUGCCUUCUGCUCUCCAGUGCUUUCUGCACCAAUUGGCUCAGACCCUCCCACAGCCUGCUGCUUCACUUACACCCAGCGGAAGCUUCCUCGAAACUUUGUGACUGAUUACUAUGAAACCAGCAGCCUCUGCUCCCAGCCAGCUGUGGUAUUCCAAACCAAAAGGGGCAAGCAAGUCUGUGCCAACCCCAGUGAUUCCUGGGUUCAAGAGUAUGUGGAAUACCUAGAGCUGAACGAGGAAUGAUGUCUUCAAGGAAGGUCACCUGAGUCCUGACGCUUCUCAGUGAGAUGCACCUUAUUCUCCACAACGCCUCUCAGUAGUUCCUGCCUUUUCUCCUAAUUUAAUCUUUAGUAUGUGCUUUGUUAUUGGAGCUUUGUUAUUGGAGUCAGUAUUAUUUGUAUUAUUUAUGUUUGACCAAAGGACACAUGUCUCCCAUGGGGACGGUCUAUCAUAGCUGUUUCUCUACUAUUGUGGAUACAUGGAUGCUGCAAUUAAUCCCACACAUUUUCAUAAUAAAACUUUUUUGAAAUGUAAA